AUGCGAACAACUUUGAUCACCUGCCUCGUCUUUAUCUAUCUCGAGCUACUACGAGGCACUUACAAGCGGGCUUACGACCAUCUCGACGGUGGUUUGAAAGUGUUGGCUGACUUGAAAUACGAGACGAACAGAAAGCGGAAGCAGCCAAAGGAUGGCUCUUUCAAGUCGUCUUCGGAAUCAAACCAGGAUCGUGUAGAUGCCUUUCUCUCAGAAGCUUUCACUCGAUUGCAUGUUCAGAUGGAGUUCUCCAUACUCCGAUCUGGCACGGGUUUCACGCUCGCGCCGAAACUACCACCAGACCUUCCGACGCUUAAGUUCAGUUCCUCCCACGAGGCGCGACACUACCUGGAUCGAGUUUUCGAUGGCAUCAAUCUAUUGUCCCAACCAAUACGAAAUGGUUCCUACGCAAACUGGCCCGAUGGCUACUGGAACAUGAUCUUAACGGAACAACGCUUCAUGCAAGGCUGUUUGGAUUCAUGGUUGCGGUCACUCACGGCCACCAUGGCAGAUACAAAUGACGACGAUGAACUCAACGGGUACAAUAUGCUUCGGAUAUACCACACCAUGGCCGAGAUCAUGGGCGCUACCUGUUUGUCGCCGGAACAGAAGAUUUUUGAUCAUCAUAUUCCACGAUUCCUAGCUAUUGUGGACCGAUGCAGUGACAUCGCAUCAGAUGGUGUACCCAGUGAAAGGAUUUGCAAUGUUUCUCGCCUUCCAGAAACUCGUUGCCGUCCCUGGCCGGACCUAAGCUGGAAUCCUCCUCUAUAUUACACAGCGAUCAAAUGCCGUGAUCAUCAGAUUCGCACGCGUGCUUUCGAUCUCAUGUCUUCAUUCUGGCGUUAUGAGAUUGUCUGGGAUCUAGGGAUUUUAAACAUAUCCAGCAUCGUUGCUCAAGAGGUGAUUCGGAUGGAGGAAGGUGACUUCUUCGGAGCAAAGAUCCCGAGGUGCGACACGAAGAUAACGUUCCGUGAGGAUCUCGAGCCGAAACUAGAUCCUCUGCCCCCCAUGUUGCCGGAAGAGCUGAGGUUUGAUACCGUUGAAAUGGUGUUACUCGAUGAGUUUCCAGGAAGUAUACAGAUCGUAUGCAAGAAAUGGAUCAAAGGACGGGUGCAAAAGACUACGCGGAAGGCGUACAGAGAAGCAGAAGCCUUGCAGCCUUCAAUUCCGGCGCAAGUCGUGUUCUACCCUUAUAAAUCGUAA
This is a messenger RNA of Paraphaeosphaeria sporulosa, 1200 nucleotides long. RefSeq lists its product as uncharacterized. The transcript is spliced from 2 exons. The record is from RefSeq and is a predicted model, not a curated record. Bases 1 to 1200 code for a protein of 399 amino acids. NCBI's taxonomy places the organism in Eukaryota, Fungi, Ascomycota, Dothideomycetes, Pleosporales, Didymosphaeriaceae.